Molecule: messenger RNA, 534 nt
Organism: Brassica rapa (field mustard)
Lineage: Eukaryota; Viridiplantae; Streptophyta; Magnoliopsida; Brassicales; Brassicaceae
Source: RefSeq, a predicted model, not a curated record
AUGUCUGUUUUGCCCGAUGCGCUACUCAAGAGCGCAUCAACAGUAGAGCACGUAGAGAUGCUUAAGACUCGGCUUAAGGAAGCCCAUGACCGCCAGAAGAGCUAUGCAGAUAAGCGUCAUAAGGAGUUGGAGUUUCAGGUAGGAGACUUAGUAUACCUGAAAAUGAGGACAUUCCAAGGAGGAUCUAAGACUAGAAAGCUAAAGAAGCUUAAACCGAGAUAUAUAGGACCAUACCCUAUUGUGGAGCAGAUUGGAGCAGUGGCUUACAGAUUGCGGUUAUCAGCAGAGUUGUCAGAUUUCCACGAUGUGUUCCAUGUAUCAGUUUUAAGGAAAGUUGUGAGAGAACCAGAGCUCAUUUUGCAGCAGCCACCCAGUGAUCUUGAGAAAAUUUUGUAUGCACCUUGUCAGCCAGUUGAGAUUUUAGAUCGGCAAGUGAAAGCUGUUCAGGGGAUGAUGACCAGUUUAGUUAAAGUUCGUUGGGAGAGAGACGGGAUCCAGGAGGAACAUGGGAGGCGAGAAUCAGAUGAGGAUUGA